AAUACAUUUUUCUCCUUUUCUUUAUCUCUUUUUCUUUCUUUUUCCACUUUUUUUCUUUUCGUAUUUUCUUUGACUUACUUUCCAGAACAUCAUGGGACAAACGCUUUCUGAACCGAUUACUGAAAAAACAACAACUCAAGAAGCCAAUAGCAAGUACUUUUAUGGUUGUUCUCAUAUGCAAGGCUGGAGACUUACUAUGGAAGACGCACACACGACUUUAUUGAAGCUAGGUGAUACGAACGCAAGUUUCUUUGGUGUCUUUGAUGGUCAUGGAGGAUCCACUAUUGCACAAUACACAGGACAAACAUUGUAUAAAAAGGUACUUGAAAGCAAACAUUUUGAAAAAAAGGAGUACGCAUUGGCCUUGAAAGAUGCGUUUUUGGCCCUCGAUAAAAGCUUAAUUGAAGAUAAUAAUUUUGCCUAUGACCCUUCUGGAUGUACUGCUGUUGCUGCCCUUGUCACUGAAGAUGAACGUAUCAUUGUGGCUAAUGCAGGUGACUCAAGAGGCAUAUUGAGCAUUGAUGGCAAAGUAAAGCCACUCUCUUAUGAUCAUAAGCCUACAGAUGAAGCUGAAAUGGAAAGAAUUGUCAAGGCUGGUGGCUUUGUUGAAUUUGGUCGCGUCAAUGGUAAUUUGGCUUUAUCACGCGCUAUAGGUGAUUUUGAAUUCAAACAAAACGAUUCUCUCCCAGCAGAAAAACAAGUUGUUACAUGUGAUCCUGAUAUUAUUGACCAUAAGAUCACAAAGGAUGAUGAGUUCUUUGUUUUGGCGUGUGAUGGUAUUUGGGACUGCAUGUCGAACCAAGAUGUGGUUGAUUUUAUACGUUCAGGCAUAGCAGAAGACAAAACACUUGAAGAACUUUGUGAAAGUAUCAUGGAUAAUUGUUUGGCAGACGAUCAGACAUCCAGUGGACUCGGUUACGACAACAUGUCAGUGAUGAUCAUUGCCAUCCUUAAUGGCAAAACAAAAGAAGAAUGGUACCAAUCCAUCAAAGAGAAAGUGUUAAAAAGUAAAGCAAGCACAAAUCAUACCAACAACAACAUUCAGACAAAAGAAAAUGAUUUGACAACAUCUACAACAGCAAAAUAAAUUUAAUAUGUACUUUUUUCUUUUCUUUUUUUUUAUUUUGUCUUUCGCUUUCGAAUAAUAAAUUAAAAUAUACAUUUAAACUUUUUUGUGAUACGGUU
Gilbertella persicaria is the source of this 1185-nucleotide messenger RNA. RefSeq names its product phosphatase 2C-like domain-containing protein. Gene Ontology annotation, biological process: protein dephosphorylation. Gene Ontology annotation, molecular function: protein serine/threonine phosphatase activity; cation binding. Bases 92 to 1087 code for a protein of 331 amino acids. NCBI's taxonomy places the organism in Eukaryota, Fungi, Mucoromycota, Mucoromycetes, Mucorales, Choanephoraceae. The transcript is spliced from 9 exons. The record is from RefSeq and is a predicted model, not a curated record.